Molecule: messenger RNA, 2891 nt
Organism: Harpegnathos saltator (Jerdon's jumping ant)
Lineage: Eukaryota; Metazoa; Arthropoda; Insecta; Hymenoptera; Formicidae
Gene: Gclc
Product: glutamate--cysteine ligase
Exons: 9
Coding region: 426-2342 (638 amino acids)
Biological process (GO): glutathione biosynthetic process
Cellular component (GO): glutamate-cysteine ligase complex
Molecular function (GO): glutamate-cysteine ligase activity
Source: RefSeq, a predicted model, not a curated record
GAAGACAUGCGGAAAGCUCGAAGUGAACGGAAGAAAGGGGGUGUGUCGUUUCGUGGAAUUCCUUUGAGCUUAUCGGAACGAGUAAUUUGUUUAUCUCGAGUGGCGCGCGAGAUAAAAAGGCAGAAAGACAUUUAAUAUUCCGGCACUCAAAGAUGUAAUAACGCUCGUCAUCAUUAGCAUGAUUACGUGACAUGACGCCACCGUGCGGCCCGGAGAAGGGAGGAAGGAAGACGGGGUGGGGCGCUACAGUACCACUUCGCGCUGUUGGUCUCUCCAGUCCACAGAGAGCUGAUCAGAGCUGAUGGUGGCGGUCGGUGUAACUCGGCACGAGUCGGACCGGAUCGGUUUUCCGCGAAAUUUCUUUUCGUCUAUCAAAUUUUCAAAGGCGCACCAGUAGUCCUGUCGUGUACGCGUCGUAGCUGAGGAUGGGUCUACUCUCCGAAGGAAGUCCCCUGAGCUGGGAAGAAACGAAGAAACUGUCCGAUCACGUGCGCAAACAUGGAGUUAUACAAUUUAUUAACCUGUAUAAGAGACUCAGAGACAGGCAAGGGGACGUCCUCAAGUGGGGCGACGAGGUGGAAUAUAUGCUUAUAAAAUUUGACGAUGAAGUAAAAACUGCGAAACUUAGUUUGAGAGGUGCAGAAAUAUUAAAAACCCUAAAUGAGAAAGAAAAUGAAGACCCGGAUAAUGUAAAAUCACUUUGGAGACCAGAAUAUGGUGCUUACAUGCUUGAAGGAACUCCAGGAAAGCCAUAUGGAGGAUUAUUAGCUCAUUUCAAUGUUGUUGAAGCUAACAUGCGCUAUCGUAGGCAAGAGGCAACAAAAUUGCUUCAGUCAAAUGAAGUUUUAAUGUCACUAACAGUUUUCCCAAGAAUAGGAGCUCCAGAUUUUACCGAUCCCCCCACUCAUCCGACACCUAGUGCUGGUGCUUCUAGGAGCUUGUUUUUUCCCGACGAAGCUAUAUUCCCCGGUCACCCACGAUUUAAGACACUGACCAGGAAUAUAAGAGAACGUCGUCGCGAAAAAGUAGCCAUAAACAUUCCUAUUUACAGAGAUGAAAACGUACCGCUGUUAUUCAAAGAAGACCUUAUCAGCAAAGGAGACGACGGCUCGUCUUCUAAAGCAGCUCAGGAUAAUCACAUUUACAUGGACGCGAUGGGUUUCGGGAUGGGGUGCUGUUGCUUGCAACUCACCUUUCAGGCGUGUAACAUACAGGAAGCCAGAACAUUGUACGACCAGCUGACACCUCUAUGUCCGAUCAUGUUGGCUCUAACCGCGGCCAGUCCAUUUUAUCGGGGGUAUAUAAGCGACGUCGACUGUCGAUGGAACGUCAUAUCUUCUUCAGUGGAUUGCAGAACACGGGAAGAGCGUGGCUUGAUACCUCUGAAAGAGAAUAAAUUUAGAAUCAGUAAGUCCAGGUAUGACUCUAUCGAUUCGUACCUCAGUGAGCAAGGUGAAAAGUAUAACGACGUUCCUCUGACAUACGAUAAUGAGAUAUACAAGCAACUUCUGGACAAUGGGAUUGAUAAGUUGCUUGCGCAACACAUAGCUCAUUUGUUCAUCAGGGAUAGCGUUUCCUUGUUCUCCGAAAAAAUACAUCAAAAUGACUUAGAGGAUACGGAUCACUUCGAGAACAUACAAUCCACCAAUUGGCAAACCAUGCGCUUCAAACCGCCACCGCCGAAUUCUUCUAUCGGCUGGCGCGUCGAGUUCCGUCCAUGCGAAGUGCAGAUCACGGACUUCGAAAAUGCCGCGAUAGUUUGCUUCACGGUGCUGUUGACAAGAGUUAUCCUGAGCUACAAGCUGAAUCUUCUGAUCCCCAUUAGCAAGGUCGAUCAAAAUAUGGCCAGGGCGCAGAAGAGGGACGCGGUUAAAGCGGAGAAGUUCUGGUUCCGUCGCGAUAUCACUUCGGAUUCUAAGAAGCCCGAUGACGCCCAAGCGGAAUACACUGAAUUUACAAUCAACGAGAUCAUUAACGGAAAGGAUGGUGGUUUUCCCGGCUUAGUGCCGCUAGUAAAUUCCUAUCUUGCUAACAUGGAUGUAGAUGCUGAUACGCACUGCACUAUUCAAAGAUACUUCAAACUGAUACAAAAACGAGCCUCCGGGGAGGUUUUAACAACUGCCGCUUGGCUCAGGAAAGAAGUCAUUUCGCAUCCCGAAUACAAACACGAUGCGGUAAUAACGCAGCGCAUCAAUUAUGACCUUCUGAAAAAGAUCCAAGACAUCGUUUCCAACGAGGUGGAGUGUCCAGAGUUGCUCGGGCACUGUAUAUCAUCUAAAACCACCGAGACUAUACCCGCCGCGGUUGCAAAGGCAGAAAACUGUUCAACGGCAAGUUUUUAACGACGACGAGUUUAAGCAUUUGAGGUAAAUCGGAGAAUAUCUGUUUUAUAACAUUAUUGUGCAUAUUUAAUAGCGUUAGCUCGCGUGAUUAAAUAAGUACGUUUCUGUGUUUACUGUUUUUUAUUCAUACAAUAUGAAAGAAAUGUGGAUAGUGCAAGAGAAAACUAUAUUUGUAAUUUUAUAUUCCAUUUGUUACACGUGUUAUAUUGCUUUUAUCUACCAAAUAUGAACAUAUGUGAUAGAAGAGAGAGAAAAAUUCCGUGAUUUUCAAGAAAAAAAGAAACAGUAUUGCAAAUAUAUGUGUAUAAAUUUAAUAAAUAUCACUGUAUAAUGAUACAAACCGAUUAAAUCACAUUCCACAGAACUCAAUUUGUGCCCGAUUUGUUUCAAAAUUAUAUAUAUUAGAAGAUAUUGCAUAUAUAUUGAAAAAUUAAGUAACCAAACAAAUGGUAUAUUUAUCAGCAAAUAUAUAAAUAAUAUGCAUGUUCGAGAACUUGUUUUUCUAUUGUUACGGAUUCGACAAUUACCCACUGUUUAAUUUAAAAUUAA